This is a messenger RNA of Phyllostomus hastatus (greater spear-nosed bat), 2636 nucleotides long. RefSeq names its product cellular communication network factor 3 (gene CCN3). Gene Ontology annotation, biological process: cell adhesion; signal transduction. Gene Ontology annotation, cellular component: extracellular region; extracellular matrix. The transcript has 5 exons. The coding region runs from base 305 to 1381 and encodes 358 amino acids. Lineage: Eukaryota; Metazoa; Chordata; Mammalia; Chiroptera; Phyllostomidae. The record is from RefSeq and is a predicted model, not a curated record. Gene Ontology annotation, molecular function: integrin binding; heparin binding.
UGGGACAAGCCAGUCGCCACACACAGGCACUCGCAGGCCCUGGUGCCGCGCCCUAAGGAGAGCGGCACCCACGGCCAAUUGCCAUGGCAACCCCGGGGUUCAUUCCAUUCCCCACCCAACCGACCCCCGCCUCCUCCGAGCGCUGCAGCCAACCCGCUUGUGCGCGUCCCUAGAGCGCACUAUAAAACCUGCGCCGGUGGCGCUGGGUUAGGGAGGCGAUCUGCGGACCUGGAGGGAGGCGAGCUGAGCCAAUCCACGGCGUAGAAAGUCUCGUUUUGUAAAAGCGGGAGGAAAAAGACUCAGCAUGCAGAGUGGGUCAGUCAUGAGUCUCAAUCUGCCCCCUCAAUAUCUUUGCCUGGCUUUUCUGCUCCUCCAUCUCCUGGGACAGGUCUCUGCCACUCAGCGCUGCCCCAACCCAUGCCCAGCCGGGUGCCCCAAGACGCCGCCGGCGUGCGCCCCCGGGGUGAGAGCUGUGCUGGACGACUGCUCGUGCUGUCUGGUGUGUGCCCGCCAGCGCGGCGACAGCUGCUCGGAGAUGGAGCCGUGCGAGGAGAGCCGCGGCCUCUUCUGUGACCGCAGAGCGGACCCCAGCGCCAAAACUGGAAUCUGCAUGGCGAUAGAGGGAGAUAACUGUGUGUUCGAUGGGGUCAUCUACCAAAGCGGAGUGACCUUUCAGCCCAGCUGCAAGUACCAGUGCACCUGCCGAGAUGGGCAGAUUGGCUGUGUGCCUCGCUGUAACGAAGACCUGCUUCUCCCCCAACCUGACUGCCCGGUUCCACGGAAGGUUGAAGUGCCCGGGGAGUGCUGUGAAAAGUGGAUCUGUGACACAAAUGACACGGAAGCAUUAGGGGACCUGCAUGCCCUUCCAGCCUACAGGACAGAAACCACUCUGGGGGUCGCGGUCUCUGACUCAGGUGUCAACUGCAUUGAACAGACCACAGAGUGGAGCGCGUGUUCCAAGACCUGCGGCAUGGGCCUCUCCACGCAGGUCACCAACAGGAAUCCCCAGUGUGAGAUGGUGAAGCGGACCCGGCUCUGUAUGGUGCGGCCCUGUGAACCAGAGCCCAAGCAACAAGCAGAUAAGAAAGGAAAAAGGUGUCUCCGUACCGUGAAGCCCCUCGAAGCCACCCACCUGCAGUUCAAGAACUGCACGAGCCUGCACCCCUACAAGCCCAGGUACUGUGGGGUCUGUAGCGAUGGCCGCUGCUGCACCCCCCACAACACCAAAACCAUCCAGGUGGAGUUCCAGUGUGCCCCAGGGCACAUCAUCAAGAAGCCGGUGAUGGUCAUCGGGACCUGCACCUGUCACAACAACUGUCCUCACAACAACGAGGCAUUUCUCCAAGAGUUAAAGCCAAACAGCAGCCAAGGGAAAAUCUAACCUGGGCCCCCGGAGGAGGACGCACACCUAUGAGACAAACCAUAGUGACUGCGCGACCUAUCAUCCAAAGUACAUGAGAAAAAUGAUGAGAAUCGUGACUUCGCCCCUGAGUCCUGUGUGUUUUCUGUGGUCAUAUGAGGUCAGUUAUAGCUGUCUUGUUUUUAAAUUAAAGAUAUGAUUAACUGUAAACUUGGAAUCAAGGUAAGCUCAGGAUAGUGCUUUGGGAUGAUUUACUGUUCUAUAGUGUUUACUGCAGAUGAAAAUUUCUAUCAAUUGAAGAAAUCAGAUAUAGGUUUUACUGUAGAGACUGCAUCACAUUACACUUCCCUUACUUUGUUAGGUAUUAGUGCAAUUUCAAGAGAAUGUCACUUUAACAAAGGACACAGUCAAGUCCAGAAUCAUAGUGAUCACGUCCUCAUACAGAUAUUUUGCCACCUGUUGAGGUUUGACUUGAGGGCACUCUGUUGAGUUCUUUUGGAGGAGCUCAACCCUGAACUUCCAAGUCCAAGGGUCUGUAGCGACUUCCAAGUCCAAGGGUCUGUAGCGACUUCAACUUGAACUCCAGAGUCUGUUAGGUUUUUUUGUUUUGUUUUGUUUUGUUUUGUUUUGUUGCAUCCUAGGAAAAGAGCUCUAUCCACAGUAGUACAAUGUCACAGUGAAUUGAGUGGACUAGUGUCGUACACUUGCUUCACUUCAGACAAAUUGACUCCUUUCCAAUAGAAAGCAGCUGAACAAAAAACUCCCGGUCACGCAGAGAAGACGAGGACCACACACCACCGCCCCCGCAUGUCUGUAUGCGAGGGUUUAACUCAGCAGAAGCAGAGCGUGCCAGAAGGCACCCUCUCCGCUCCCUGAUGAGUAAAUUGAGGCCCAGUGCACCCGAUUACAACCUUGGAUGAUUUUUAAAUGUGUUUGUACUGAAAUUUUUCAAACAAAGAACAAAACCGACCUAAGUGGGAGGACAUAAUAACACAAAUAUUAUGGGAGUUUAGAAUGUAUUACUUACCCAUAACUUACCCUUGGGCGCUAAUUAUGCAAGCUCACAAACAAGACAUGUGUGGAUACAUACACGUAUCUAAUUUGUCAGGCUAUAAAGUAGGCUGCAAAAUUAAAUGUAUACAUUCUCCUAAUGUCACCAUAUGUGUUCAACUUUUCUCCUUUAAAGUAUUUAUAGAAAUAUAAAUUAUACAUUUUUAAAUAUUCUUUUUACUUUCUCUACUUGUCAGACAACACUAAAUAAAUAUGAUCUUAUCAA